GCAAUCGACUUCGUAUUUCGCCGUCUGCUUUUCUCCCUCCCUCCAAAUCCCUCCCAUUUUGAAAAAAAAUACCGCGACGCACUCUCUUUCGAUUCGUCUCACCGUGAACAGGUGCUACUAAACUGCAACAUGGAACGCAAUACAAGACGAAGAAAUGCAUUGAAAGAAUCUCGUACAGGGUUAGGAAAGAGUCCCGUAGAAUGCCGCGUGACGGUGGAUGUCAACGCUCCUGUGCGUGAGGCCGAUGACCUGGUAGAAAAUCUUCCGGUAACAGUGGCACCCGAGCCCAUAGAGCCAACAGAACCAUACGAGGGUAUGGAACUUGAUUCCGAGGAGGCCGUGAAGACAUUCUAUUAUGGAUAUGCUAUGCGGGUUGGUUUUGGUGUCCGUGCAAAUUUGAGGCGCCGCUCGAUGCGGGAUGGGACAACUAUUGGUCUGCAGUUUGUUUGUUCCAAAGAGGGUUUCCGUCGGAAGAAGCACACAAGCAAGCGGGCACAUACAAGGAAAGGCUGCAAGGCAAUGAUUAAGGCCAAGAAGAUAGAAUCAGGGAAAUGGGUUGUCAUAAAAUUUGUGAAGGAGCAUAACCAUGAGUUGGAGGCCCCAAGAAAAGUUCCUCUCCUUCGAUCACGUAAGCGCAUAUCUAAUGCUGUGAAAAACCCGAACUACGUUCCUAGUCUACGAAGGAGGACCCUUGGAAGAGAUGGUCAAUAUCUUCUGGACUAUUUCAAGCGUACACAAGCGAAGAAUCCUUCCUUUUUUUAUGCUGUGCAACUUGAUGAUGAAUACCGUAUGACCAAUUUCUUUUGGGUUGAUGCCAGGUCGAGGAUGUCUUACAAUCAUUUUGGCGAUGUGGUUACAUUCGAUACUACAUAUAGGACAAAUCGAUAUGGGAUGCCAUUUGCUCCAUUCAUCGGGGUGAACCAUCAUAAACAACCAGUCCUAUUUGGUUGUGCUUUAAUACUGGAUGAAAGUGAAGAAUCACUUGUUUGGUUAUUUAAUACCUGGCUUGAAGCAAUGUCAGGACGGCAUCCUGUUGCACUUGUUACCGACCAAGAUCCAGUCAUAGGAUCAGCUAUUGCAAAGGUAUUUCCAAGAACCAUUCACCGCUUCUGCAAGUGGCACAUCUUAAGAGAAUUCAAGGAGCGGCUAGGUCAUGUAGAUGAUAAGCAUAAAGAUUUCACUGUGGAUUUCUUCAAAUGCAUCAGCCUAAGUGAGUUAACUGAUGAGUUUGAACAAUGUUGGUGGUCACUUGUUGAUAAAUAUGAACUUAAGGAGAAUGAAUGGCUUCAGUCGUUGAACAGAAACCGCGAACAGUGGGUCCAAGUGUACUUACAGGACACGUCAAUUUCAAAUAUGUCUAGUAACCUACAAAUUGGAAGUAUAAACUCAUAUUUCGAUGGGUACGUUAGUCCACAUACCUCCUUGCAAGAAUUUAUUACUCAGUAUGAGAAAGCUAUAGAGAGUCGGUAUGCAAAGGAACUUGAAGAGGAUCUUAAAAUAAGUGACAUUAAACCUAUGAAGACAGGAUUGCCUAUGGAAACCCAAGCAGCAGAAAUUUAUACAAGAGCACUGUUCUUGGAAUUUCAAGAGCAAUUGUUCCAAAGUCUUCGUCAUAUUGCAGAACUUAUUAAGGAAGAGGGGCCAAUUAGCUCAUAUAGGGUGGUGGAAUUUGGGGUUGGGAAGACUGCCUACACUGUUACUUUCAAUGUUUUGGAAGUAAGAGCAAAUUGCAGUUGUCAGAUGUUCGAGUAUUCAGGCAUUCUUUGCAGGCAUAUAUUGAGAGUCUUUUCUAUUAAAAAUGUCAUGUUGCUCCCACCUCAUUUCAUUGUGAAGCGGUGGACAAGAAAUGCCAUGAGUAGAGUUGCAUCUGAUGAAGACGAGAUUGAGAUGCAAGGUGGUUGUCAAGAAUCUCGGACCUUGCGAUAUGAUGAUAUUUGCCGUCAAGCCUUUAAAUAUGGAGCUGAAGGGGCAACAACUAAAAAUAUAUACACUGUGGCAAUGCGUGCCCUACGCAAGGCCUUUGAAGACGUUGUUGCUGCCAAAAAGGAUGAUUGGGCAGUCCAACAGCCUAGCAAUCUAGUCAGUGCUAACGUUCACGAAGAUCCUAUUUGUGAAGGGAAUGUUAAUAUGACGAAUGGCAUAAAUCUGCAUGAUCCCCGACGUAGGAUAGCAAGGGGGCAUCCUCCUCCCAGGAGCAUUCUCGAGAAUCAGCGGUUGCAUGGUGGACUUGGUGGGGACCAACUUGGAUUCCCUGACAGAAUUUUGGGUGUUGCCACAAAUACUUCCCUUGAUAUGUACGAACCUACUGGUCUCUUUUCUCUUGACCCUGACAGUUACGCACAGGUUGCCCAUGGAACUAGCUACCGAGAUAGAGAUACCUACCCACAUUGAUCAUGCCACACAAUCAGAUUGCAGUGUAAUGAUGAUCCUGACCUUUGUGUAGCCUGCCGUUUUGAGAGCAUAUUAUCUUAUGCUUAUCUCCCAGAAUUGCUAGAAAAAUCGUCUUGCUGGUAUUAUUUGUAUUGAGAUGGCAGCAGAAGUCAUUCAUGAUGCAAGAGUUGUCGCUAUUUGUUUGAAAUUGGUCUAUUCCCAUGGACAGGUUCUAUUUAAGAUGUAACAGUAUCUUUUCAGACUAAUAUGGAAAGGGAUUUUAAUGCACAGUUCUGCUGAAUUUAGUUUUA
Magnolia sinica is the source of this 2681-nucleotide messenger RNA. Its product is annotated as protein FAR1-RELATED SEQUENCE 5-like. Lineage: Eukaryota; Viridiplantae; Streptophyta; Magnoliopsida; Magnoliales; Magnoliaceae. Gene Ontology annotation, biological process: regulation of DNA-templated transcription. The transcript has 5 exons. Gene Ontology annotation, molecular function: zinc ion binding. The record is from RefSeq and is a predicted model, not a curated record. The coding region runs from base 130 to 2391 and encodes 753 amino acids.